Messenger RNA from Diprion similis, 929 nucleotides. Its product is annotated as peroxiredoxin-6-like. Gene Ontology annotation, cellular component: mitochondrion; cytosol. The transcript is spliced from 4 exons. The record is from RefSeq and is a predicted model, not a curated record. Gene Ontology annotation, molecular function: peroxiredoxin activity. Gene Ontology annotation, biological process: cell redox homeostasis; cellular oxidant detoxification. Lineage: Eukaryota; Metazoa; Arthropoda; Insecta; Hymenoptera; Diprionidae. Bases 136 to 723 code for a protein of 195 amino acids.
UGUUCCGCCGGCAUCAGUCUUUACCGAGCACUCAACGCGGCCGUACUUUCGAUAUCGUCAUACCGAUUUCUCAGAGUGAAAAAAGAGUUUCAGUAAAAGUGAUUAAGUAAAAUAGAGAGAAAAAAAAACCCAGUCAUGAGGCUGAACUCCGUCAUCCCCAACUUCAAGGCCCAGACCACCCAGGGACCGAUAGAUUUCUACAAAUGGCAGGGAAACUCGUGGGUGGUGCUGUUUUCGCACCCAGCUGACUUCACCCCGGUGUGCACAACGGAGCUGGGACGAAUCGCGGUUCACGCGCCGGAAUUUGCCAAGCGAAACACGAAAGUCCUCGGACUUUCCUGCGACAAGCUCCAGGAGCACGUCGACUGGGUGAACGACAUAAAGUCCUACUGCCAGGACAUCCCCGGGGACUUUCCCUACCCCAUUAUAUCCGAUCCCGAUCGCACCCUCGCCGUACAGCUGGACAUGAUCGACGAGGAGAACCGGAAGAAUCCCGACUUCGCGCAGACGGUUAGAGCCCUCUACGUCAUCAGUCCUGAUCACCGUCUUCGCCUGGCGAUGAUCUACCCGACUUCGACUGGACGCAACGUCGAUGAAAUUCUCAGAGUCAUUGACUCCCUGCAGCUGGUUGAUCGCAUCCCAGAAGUUGCAACACCAGCCAACUGGGUGGUAAGUGACUUAAUUAUUUUCAAACGAGUUCACCGAUUUGGAACAAGGAGAUAAAAUCAAAGAUCAUCAAAAUUCAACUGUCACUUCACAGACAAGUUCAUUUGGUUAUCCCAAUCCUUACAGUCUCGCGAAUUGUUUGACUGCAAAAAACCUGUAAAGUAAUUAAUGUCUGAUAGGAAUCAUGCUAUUUUAUAAAAUUUUCUUCUUCCAGCCUGGAGAAAAGGUAAUGAUUCUUCCCACGGUGAAAGAUGCCGAUAUUC